Messenger RNA from Entrophospora sp. SA101, 201 nucleotides. The record is from the annotation of a GenBank genome assembly. NCBI's taxonomy places the organism in Eukaryota, Fungi, Glomeromycota, Glomeromycetes, Entrophosporales, Entrophosporaceae.
AUGUCAGCAAACAAUACAUUUAAAACUUUUCAACAACUUUCUCAACAGUUAAAUGAAGGAUGUGAAGUUAUCGGUAAUGUGCUUCGUAAUUGGCAGAAUGUAUUUAACUUUGUUCAACCCGAAAAUAUUACAGCUCAAAACUAUUCAAAGAUCACUUUAAAGAAAUCUGAUUCUUUUAAUAAUGACAUUUUUAAUGUAUAA